AUGCCCUUCUCCAGGAGGAGCUUGUACGACCACGCCAUUGAACCACUUUUGGCAACAUUCAACCGCCGCACCCCCCUCCUGCUGCUCUCCGUCUUUUGCACCUUUGCCUUAUUCGCAUGGUAUAGAUCAGCCCGUGGAUCUGCGGUCCCGUUGAUCCACAGCGACUACGGUGCCUAUGGCCGGAAGAGCGGGUUCGACGGGACAUGGAACUACCAGAGGGACGCAGAAAACUUGAUGCUGGACUCGCAGCAAUGUGAGCAGGCCUUUCCAGGUCUGUUUGAGGAAGUCAACCGACCGGUGAACGAGAGGAUGCACAAUCCCAUCACGUUUGAAGAGAUCGAUGCGAUGCGAAAGCAGAAUGGUUAUGUCCGCGCCAUGAUCUACAACCAACAGCUCUACGUUAUUGCGACUGCAGGAGGCAUAUACUCGCGCGAGAUUGCCACCCUUCAUGCCUUACACCGCGCUAUUCUCACCUCUCCCGAGCCCCUUCCCAACAUUGAAUUCGCAUUUAACACAGACGACCGCAUCCCCUCCGUUCCUUUAUGGGGUUAUGCCCGCCGUGCAGAAGACACACACAUCUGGCUUAUCCCAGAUUUCGGCUACUGGUCCUGGCCCGAGACGAAGGUCGGCUCAAUGCGCGAAGUCCAGAUGAAAGCCGCCCUGACGGAACAAGUCGAGGGAUGGAGUUGGGGCAAGAAAAGGGGCAAACUUCUUUGGCGUGGCGCCACUAUGGGACUAGAACUACGCGAGAGACUGAUUCAAGUCACCACCGACAAACCCUGGGCGGAUGUCAAGGCUCUGAAUUGGCAUGACAAGGAGUCCAUGACCCACGACCUGAAAUCCAUGGCCGAACACUGCCAGUACAGGUACCUCGCACAUACCGAGGGUAACUCGUACUCCGGGCGCCUGAAAUAUCUCCAAGCCUGCAAGUCGGUCGUGGUCGCGCACAAGAUGGACUGGAUCCAGCAUCACCACCCACUCAUGCGGUCCAGUGGGCCCGAACAAAACUACCUUGAAGUCGAGCGCAGCUAUGAGGAUUUGGAGCCAAAGAUUACAUGGCUGCGGGCUCGCGACAAGGAAGCCGAGCGCAUUGCUGCGAACAGCGUGAAGACGUUCCGUGAGCAGUAUCUCACGCCGGCGGCGGAGGUGUGCUACUGGCGCAAAGUCAUCUAUGGCUGGGCCCAGGUGAGCUUUGAGCCCGAGUUUUUUAAAAUCGUCAACGGAUCAGCGGUCUGGAGGGGUCUCCCCGUGGAGUCGUAUCUUUUGGAACGGAGGUUGGAGUGGGAUCCUUAUUAG
Cladophialophora psammophila CBS 110553 is the source of this 1296-nucleotide messenger RNA. RefSeq lists its product as uncharacterized. The record is from RefSeq and is a predicted model, not a curated record. Bases 1 to 1296 code for a protein of 431 amino acids. Lineage: Eukaryota; Fungi; Ascomycota; Eurotiomycetes; Chaetothyriales; Herpotrichiellaceae. The transcript has 2 exons.